AUGUCUUCCCAACUCCCCUUCGUCUCCCAAGCUGGUCUCACGCAGCACAACUACUCUCUCUAUGCCCUGCCUGUUGGGUUUCUCCUCGCCAUGGGGCCUUUCUGGUAUGCCGUUGGGCUGAUCAGGAAGCAUGCGGGAAAGAAGGCGUUCGACCUUGCUAACCCCCGAGAGAGCUACAAGAAGCUAGGAGAGGCCAAGAUCGAUCCCAAGAUCUACCGCCGUAUCACCCGAGCGACUGCAGCGAGCGACAACACCUUCUCCAACUUGGGCUACUUUUCAGCUUCCGUCGUAGCCGGCAACCUCGCCCACCUCAGCGCCCGCACGCUCAACACUUGUGUCGCCGUCUGGAUCAUCUCCCGAAUCGCCUUUGCUUUGUUGUAUAUCAACACCGAAAAUCCCAAGAACGCGAGAUAUCGAUCUAUCGUUUUCACCGUCGGCGUUCUGGCUUGUACUACCCUCAUCAUCAAGGCUGCCAACAAGCUCAGCAGCGUCCCUUGGUGA
Molecule: messenger RNA, 501 nt
Organism: Cryptococcus amylolentus CBS 6039
Lineage: Eukaryota; Fungi; Basidiomycota; Tremellomycetes; Tremellales; Cryptococcaceae
Exons: 6
Coding region: 1-501 (166 amino acids)
Cellular component (GO): membrane
Source: RefSeq, a predicted model, not a curated record